AUGGCCAUUAUUUCUCGAUGUGUUCCGUAUCUUCCUCUCUUGUGGUCGCUUCUUUUAAUUGUCACCGUUAUAAUGUCGCGUUUAAUGGCUGACGCCAGCCACACUCGAGAAGCUCUGCUUAAAGCUAGUUAUUCCAUGGUGCAGUCAAUUUUCAGUGAAUUUUUGGAUCUCUUGGCUCUGGUUGGAAUUGUCUCGAUAGUCGUUCGCUAUUUACAGCUGGAUCUGGCCAUUCAAGAUCUUACAGGAGAGUUUCGAUCCCGAUUUAGCCGUUUGAGGUCGGCUUCUGUUUCUUUGGGACUCGCAAGUAUGCUUGGAAUUACGCUAGUGAGCAAUUUUCGGCAACCGAACCAUCAGGUAAGUUUGCUGAUUGCAUGCACAACUUACUGAUCAAGGUCACUGAUCAUAGCGUAUUUUUACGCUCUGCGCCAACACCACGUCUAGAACACUUACUGAACGCCUCGGAAAGGCCUAAUCAAGUAGUGCAUGAUUAUAUAAACAGUGAAUAGCGAAAUUUGGAUUUAAACUCCGACUACUGAAGACGGCUCUCUUAAUUUUUCUUGUGCCAACUUCUUCAUAACCAUGAAACAAUUCGUAAGUUUCUCUACCUUGAAAAAGGUUGUUGCAAAUAUAUAGUAAUUCUUUGUCAACUGUUUGCAUCGGAUUAAACUUGAUUUAGCAAUCUCCUGAUCCUCUUUCCCACAACUCUUAUAAACCACAGUGAGUGUCAAAAGGGUUGAAGCUGUCAACGCCUUAUAUCGGCAAAUAGGAGCAGAUUAUAUCGCUUGAUCGAGGGAUGCUAUUCCUUUGUCCCAUCAAUAUGUGACUUUGAAAGAGGUUUAGUGGGAAGCUUUUUGUGUACACCUAAACGCCCCGGCCCACUCUAAAAUAUGUACUGUACAAUCAUUUUCCACCGUUGUUUCACAGAAAAAAAAUUCCAUCAAUUUUUUUUAUUUCUCACAGAAACAUACCGAAGUCCCUGGUAUUGUACACUACAUUGGUCGAACUGUGGUUGGAAUUUGUGGAAUAACAUAUUGUUCACUCCAAACCGUUAUCACCUACUACCUCAUUAAACCGCAAACAAAUACCGUCAAGCUUUUCGCGCUGCGCCUUGCAACAUCGAUUCUUCUAUGCGUCAGCGGUCUCGUGCACGUGUCUAUGGACGUGUGGCUUGCGGCACAACUUUUGAAAGGAACAGCCAAUGCUGAAAAACAGAUGCAUUCUAACUUGAAGGACGAAGAAGACAUCAUGUUCUCUAUUUAUAAUAUCAGUGACUGGUUGACUUAUGUACUUUUUGCUUUGUUUUCAUCAACGUAUUAUGUGGAAUUUUGCCGUUUGGAUCGUUUGGAAAUGAGCUGUUUUCAAAAACAUUCUCCAGAAAAGAAGCCGACUGAAUGGGUUCGGAACAAUUAUGCGAAACUGAAACACGAAGAGAGUGAAAAUUCUGAUCUAGAAUAA
Pocillopora meandrina is the source of this 1455-nucleotide messenger RNA. The record is from the annotation of a GenBank genome assembly. NCBI's taxonomy places the organism in Eukaryota, Metazoa, Cnidaria, Anthozoa, Scleractinia, Pocilloporidae.